AUGCGUGCAGAGUUGCGCUGUCUGCGCCCCUUCAUCUCCAAGAACCUCGGCCCAUUCCGUUUCCAAAAAGCCCUUAAGGUUCGUGCAGCGUGUCGCUGCCUACGUCCCGUCAUCUUCUCCACAUAUCUGGGCCCGUUCCGUCUCCAAAAAGUCGUUAAAAUUCGUGCAGCGUGUCGUUGCCUACGUCCCGUCAUCUUCUCCACAUAUCUGGGCCCGUUCCGUCUCCAAAAAGUCGUUAAAAUUCGUGCAGCGUGUCGUUGCCUACGUCCCGUCAUCUUCUCCACAUAUCUCGGCCCAUUCCGUCUCCAAAAAGCCGUCAAAACACGUCCAGCGUUGCGCCGCCUACGUCCCGUCAUCUUCUCCACAUAUCUCGGCCCAUCCCGUCUCCAAAAAGCUGUUAAAAUACGUGCAGAGUGGCGUUGCCUACGUCCCGUCAUCUUCUCCACAUAUCCCGGCCCAUUUAUUUUCCAAAAAGCAGUCAAAAUAUGCGCAGCGUUAA
Molecule: messenger RNA, 499 nt
Organism: Tuber aestivum (summer truffle)
Lineage: Eukaryota; Fungi; Ascomycota; Pezizomycetes; Pezizales; Tuberaceae
Source: the annotation of a GenBank genome assembly